Messenger RNA from Rhinocladiella mackenziei CBS 650.93, 2058 nucleotides. RefSeq lists its product as uncharacterized. The coding region runs from base 1 to 2058 and encodes 685 amino acids. Lineage: Eukaryota; Fungi; Ascomycota; Eurotiomycetes; Chaetothyriales; Herpotrichiellaceae. The transcript has a single exon. The record is from RefSeq and is a predicted model, not a curated record. Gene Ontology annotation, biological process: carbohydrate metabolic process.
AUGUCUUCGUUAUUCGUGCUGGUCCUCUGCUUCCUAGCCCAGAGGGUCUCUACAAUUCGAUAUGCACAGUAUAUUCUUACCCCUUCCUCUCGGACACUAUACCCUGCGUCGGUCUACAAUAUCAAUGGCACCGUCCAGAAUGGCAUGAGUUUGGUGAAUGCAAGAGGAUCCGCCACUUUUUCCGGUCCGUCAGCGGCGACUUAUGACUUUGGUAGAAAUAUCGCGGGCAUAGUGUCAUUCAAUUUUAACACCAGUACCAAUGCUCGUGACCAGUACAUUGGGAUCAGCUUCACUGAGAGUUCGCUCUGGAUCAACAGUGAAGGAUGCGAUGCUACGGCCGAUGCAGGAAUCGACCAAGCACUCUGGUUUGCGGUUUCAGGUACCGGUCGCCGUCAAGCUUCGAAAGAGCAUCAGCGAGGAGGUUUCCGGUAUCUGAACGUCUAUCACAAUUCCAGCGGAGAAGUCUCGCUCACCAACCUCUCUGUUUACUUUACCGCAGUUCCUCAGAGAUCAGCUGCUAGCCUGCAAGCCUACACUGGCUAUUUUCACACCAAUGAUGAGCAAUUGAAUCGAGUUUGGUAUGCUGGCGCUUAUACCAACGACCUCUGUACCAUUGAUCCUACGACCGGUAAUUCAUUGGUCCACCUGGGAACCAUCAACUCAAGCAGCACAGUGAGAACUCCUUUAACAUGGUUCUCGAAUUAUACCAUUGCGGCCGGCAAGAGCGUUCUGGUCGACGGUGCGAAACGCGAUCGACUGGUGUGGCCAGGUGAUAUGGCCAUUGCGGUGCCUUCCAUUUUCGUGUCCACCAACGAUCUCUCCACCGUGAGAGACUCCUUGGACUCUCUUCUGCGGCUACAAAAUUCAUCGACAGGAGCACUCCCCUAUGCCGGUACGCCUUUUGCUCAAGAAACCCAGACGUUCAGCUUCACAUAUCAUCUCUACUCGCUCAUCGGUAUUUACGACUAUUAUCUCUACAGCGGUGACAAGGCAUAUCUAUCUCAGAAUUGGGAAAAAUUCAAGUUUGGGCUCAACUAUUCGACCAGCUUCAUCGAUUCCUCCGGAAUGGCCAACGUUACCUCGUCAGCUGACUGGCUUCGAUUUGGAAUGGGUGCCCACAACAUUGAAGCCAACGCCAUUCUCUACUACACUCUCAACAUGGGAACAACGCUUGCUAGUGUCUUGAAUGACACCUCUGUGGCCGCCUGGACAGGACUCGCAGCGGGCAUCAAGCAGGCGGCGAACACUCGACUCUGGGAUUCCGCUGCAAAUCUUUACCGCGACAAUGACACCGUACCAUUGACGACCCUUCACCCACAAGAUGGCAACGCAUGGGCGAUCCUCUCCAAUCUGACCACUUCAUCGGCCCAGAACGUCAAUAUCUCGACCGCCCUUGCCUCCCGCUGGGGCCCUUACGGUGCUCCCGCUCCCGAAGCCGGCGCCACCGUUUCCCCAUUUAUCUCCGGAUUCGAGUUGCAAGCGCAUUACCUCGCCGGCCAACCUCGCAAGGCCGUAAGCUUGAUGAAACGCAUGUGGGGGGACUUCAUGCUGGACGACCCGCGUAUGACGAACUCCACAUUCAUCGAAGGAUAUUCGACCAACGGCGAUCUGCACUACGCGCCGUAUACCAACGAUCCACGCAUCUCGCAUGCGCACGGCUGGGCCACGGGUCCGACCAGCGCAUUGACGUUCUAUGCCGCGGGUCUGCAGCUGACAAGCGCGGCAGGACGGACGUGGAAGAUUGAGCCUCAGUUGGGUGGGUUAAACAGUGCCGAGACAGGCUUUCAAUCCAGUCUGGGUAUGUUCGAGGUGAAUGUCAUUGCUUUGGAGAAUGGUGGUGUCAGCGUGAGUUUUCAGACUCCUGAGAAUACCACCGGGAGUGUUGUUUUUACGUAUGAAGCGGGAGACGGAGGCCAGGUUACAGUCGCCAAGGUCGAAAACGGUGCUCGGCUUGUCAAACGGGCUGUGGUUCUUCCUGGUCGAUCGGGAACUGCGGCGUUCCAUGAUCUCCAAGGCGGAAAGUAUGAAGCAUGCUUGGUCCUUCACGGAAAACCAUAA